AUGGCCGGUCACGCCACUGACGAAACAAAGGGCAAAGGCAAAGUCCGACAGCGGCGCGCCCACACGCGAAGCCGCACUGGCUGCUCAGAGUGCCGAAGCCGCAGGGUGCGCUGUGACGAGCAGCGUCCCACAUGUAAGAGGGCAUGUGAAUAUCCGCCUGUCAAGAUACCGCUGAGGGAGAGACGGGCGCUGGAGAAGGCUGGGGCGACUCAGCCGUGGGAGCAUGUCCCCUGGGAGGCUCCGAGUUCUUCCAAGGGGCCUGAGGUGCCUAACACGCACGCUCUGGUCCGCCAGCUUAUUUUGUCGGGCUCUGGAACGACGCUGGACUGCAUGGCCAUUGACAUGCCCCUCAAGCCUUUUGUCUAUGGCGAAACCCUUGUCACAUCUGUCAUAAACCACAACAAAGAUUGCAUGCCAUAUACCAUAUCGGACCCUGAAGCCCUCCGCAAUGCGAUUUUGAUGGCAGCUACUCAUUUUACAUUCAAGGUCGGCAGCCUCGAAGCAUUUGAGCAUACAUUCCUCUUUCACCGUAUUGAAACCGUGCGAUUGGUGAAAAAAUGGCUUGCCAGUGGAGAUGUCAAGCUUUCAGCUGCCAUCACCAAACAGAUUGCUACCCUGGCAUAUACAGAGUUCUGUAGUGGUGAUAUGCAAAUGGCAGCGAAACAUUUAAAUGUCAUCUACGCUCUACCAUGCCAGACAGCAGAUUCGUCGAAUACCAAUGGCAAGACCUGUGACCAAGAACUCUCUGAUCGCUAUUUUGUAUUAACCUCCACCUUCAUCCAUGGCGUGCAGACCGUUCUUCAUGGCAUCCUCCGCACUGAAGAGUCAACCGAAGAAAAGAGCACCCUCUCAGUCUCUCAUCCCAUGCGUCUUAUGCACAAAUGGUACAAGUCAGAAGGACAAUACUUACACUGUCUCAAACUCAAAGCAACACGCCUCUUCUCAACAUUCUUCAUACUGCCUGACAUCGGCGCAAGGCUCUCUGAUGUUUACAGCGCGUCAAUAGUAAACAGUCUUCGUCAAGUCAACGACGAAUUCUACAACCUCACAGAAGCUCAAAAGAUACACGAUGACUUCUGGAGGACUGGUGCAGCUGCUCGAGUUUACGACGCAGUUCUUGAAUCGCACCAAACCUCAAUCACAUCCACCGACCAUCAACAUGAAGCCACUUCAGAAGCUGAGCAAAAGACUUCAUGGUGCGGAUUGGUCAUCGCAGCAGAGUUAUUCCUCGAGCAAGUAGUUGUUUUAUGGCGUCCUUUUACAAAGGAGAUAUAUCUCUGUAGCAUGAGGAUAUUCCAACGUGAUCUCACCUUUGCUCUUCAGAAGACAAACACGGGAGAGAUCACAGAGCUGUUGUUCUGGGAAUCGCUUCUGGGACUGAUGAGUCUUUAUUUGCAUGAGAAACUAGGGGAUAUGGAGCGAGAACCUGGUUUGAGGCCGUUUUUCGAGAGGAUUAUAAAGGAACAGAGCCGAGAUAUGAAGUUAGAGAAGUGGGAGGAUGCAAGGAGGGUGUUGUUGAAUAUCGCAUGGCCGCUGGACUUUUCUGAGGAUGAUUAUGUGAAAGGCAUAUGGGAGGCUGCAGUAGCUGACUAG
This is a messenger RNA of Fusarium tjaetaba, 1593 nucleotides long. RefSeq lists its product as uncharacterized. The transcript has 6 exons. The record is from RefSeq and is a predicted model, not a curated record. Gene Ontology annotation, biological process: regulation of transcription by RNA polymerase II. Lineage: Eukaryota; Fungi; Ascomycota; Sordariomycetes; Hypocreales; Nectriaceae. Gene Ontology annotation, molecular function: zinc ion binding; DNA-binding transcription factor activity, RNA polymerase II-specific. Bases 1 to 1593 code for a protein of 530 amino acids.